AUGGAAAUAAUUGCAGUGAUCGUUGAUCACGACAAUCGCGUUCUCAGAUUCGAUCUUCAGAUCACAGCAGAAUGGCGAAAAGUGGCCACGGAUCGGGCCGGCCUGGCCGUACUCCUGUUCCUGUUCUCGGUGGCGACCGUGUUCGGCAACACGUUGGUGAUCCUCGCCGUGGUCAGGGAGAGGUAUCUCCACACGGCGACCAAUUACUUCGUCACCUCGUUGGCGUUCGCCGAUUGCCUGGUCGGGUUGGUCGUGAUGCCGUUCAGCGCCAUUUACGAGGUGUUGGAGAACCGAUGGCUGUUCACCACCGACUGGUGCGACGUGUGGCGCUCGUUGGACGUCCUGUUCUCCACAGCGUCGAUCCUCAAUCUGUGCGUCAUCAGCCUGGAUCGUUACUGGGCCAUCACCGACCCGUUCACCUAUCCGAGCAAGAUGAGCAGGAAACGGGCCGCCAUACUCAUCGCGAUCGUGUGGAUCUGCUCGAGCGCCAUCUCGUUCCCGGCGAUCGUGUGGUGGAGGGCCGUGCGAACGGAGGAGGUGCCCGAGGACAAGUGCCCGUUCACCGAGCACCUCGGAUAUCUCAUCUUCUCGUCGACCAUCAGCUUCUACUUACCCCUGUUCGUAAUGGUGUUCACUUACUACAAGAUAUACAGGGCGGCCGUGAUCCAGACCAAGAGCCUGAAACUGGGCACCAAGCAAGUUUUGAUGGCCUCCGGUGAAUUGGAGCUCACUCUGAGGAUACAUCGGGGCGGUGGAACCAACACCGACGCGAGACACCUGUUCCGCACCGCCUCGAGCACGCCCGAGGACCUCCAGGAUCUCGAGGAGCCGCUCACUACCGUCCAGCACAACAACUGUUUAACCAGGGUCCCGUCCACGAGGAUCAAUAAACAGCACAGGGGCAACAAUUUCUCCCUGUCCCGAAAACUGGCCAAGUUCGCCAAGGAGAAGAAGGCGGCCAAGACGUUGGGGAUCGUGAUGGGCGUCUUCAUCAUCUGUUGGCUCCCUUUCUUCGUCGUCAACCUCUGGUCGGGCUUUUGCUCCCAGUGCAUAUGGCAGGAGAAGAUCGUGUUCGCCGCUGUUACGUGGCUGGGUUGGAUAAACAGCGGAAUGAAUCCGGUCAUAUACGCCUGCUGGAGCAGAGAUUUUCGUAGAGCGUUCGUGAGGAUCCUGUGCGCCUGCUGCCCCGGACGAGUAAGGCGGCGGUAUCAACCUGCAUUCAGAUGUAAACCAAGUCAAUACGUUUCCGGGGUGAGUACGAGCGGCGAGGCGAGCCGCGUGAGUUACAGCAGCGUGAGCCAGAGCAGCGACGGUGCCGGAAGCGUGCUGCCCAGCGGCGGGAUGUGACGUCACACGGGGGCCCGGUCUGGGCCUCGACGAGAGCGCGCUAUCCGUUUCCGUGACACGUGAUUGUAGGCUCGCUUCUCGAGGAAUCGUGUCGAGCGAACUUCCACUCGGAAAUGCACAUUCCAGAUCUCCGAGUUCGGAGCCGAGGUGAACCAACAUCGCCUCCUCCCUCCUGUGUGCAUCUGCGCGUCAUGUGAGCGUGAGUGUGUACGUGUGUGCUUCCGACUAGACGAAUCGAGGAUAAACGACGUGCUUCCGUUCUUCCUUAUCGUCGAGCUUUUUAAAACACCGGUGACGAAAAGUGGACCACGAAGAAGCGUCACGCGCGAACCGGGACGCCCCAAACCGGGAUACUUGUACCGGUUAUUGUGUGCCCCUUUGCUAAAUCCUUUUUCUUCUUCUUCUUCUUCUUCUUUUUAUUGAUAGAAAUUUUUGUUAGAUAGUUUUUUGUAAUGUCGUGUUUAUAAGAAUUGAUUGAUCGAGAAUUUGGUUAUAAGUGAAGUGAUGCUGAGAUGAGAAUUAAGAAAGAAAAUUGUUAAUUAAAUUAAUAAUUGAAAUUGGUUUUUGAAAAAUUGAUUUCAUUCAGGGGCGCACAAUGAUCGGUGUAAAUAGCCUGUUAUUUCUUGUACAUAGAGUAGUAUUCGCGUUUUGUACAUCCUAUAACGAAGGAUUUAGAGAAAAUCGAAAGACGGUAAAAGGCCGUAAAUCGUGCUCGGCCGAUAGCUCGUUACCGUUUUUACGUUUCGAAUACCUUCGAGAUACUACUGUAGCCUUUUAGCGAGAAACCUUCGUACACGGAAUCGUAAAACGAUCUGGUGAUGCGCGAACGAGAGUAUCUAUCCGAGUUAUCCUUUACUUUCUUCUCCAACGAGCCAACGAAUUGUGUCUAACCGUUUCGUUUCGAUGCGAUUACCGCUUUUCCGAGUCGAAUUUCAAGAAAAGAAAAAA
Apis dorsata (giant honeybee) is the source of this 2295-nucleotide messenger RNA. It is a transcript of the gene Dop1R2, whose product is annotated as dopamine receptor 2. The transcript is spliced from 6 exons. Bases 1 to 1347 code for a protein of 448 amino acids. Gene Ontology annotation, molecular function: G protein-coupled receptor activity. Gene Ontology annotation, cellular component: membrane. Lineage: Eukaryota; Metazoa; Arthropoda; Insecta; Hymenoptera; Apidae. The record is from RefSeq and is a predicted model, not a curated record. Gene Ontology annotation, biological process: adenylate cyclase-activating adrenergic receptor signaling pathway.